This is a messenger RNA of Mollisia scopiformis, 853 nucleotides long. Its product is annotated as imidazoleglycerol-phosphate dehydratase. Gene Ontology annotation, molecular function: imidazoleglycerol-phosphate dehydratase activity. The record is from RefSeq and is a predicted model, not a curated record. The transcript has 2 exons. Gene Ontology annotation, biological process: L-histidine biosynthetic process. NCBI's taxonomy places the organism in Eukaryota, Fungi, Ascomycota, Leotiomycetes, Helotiales, Mollisiaceae. The coding region runs from base 20 to 718 and encodes 232 amino acids.
UCAAGACGAAUUUGCGAAAAUGGUUGCUAAAACAGAUCAACGAGUCCGCUCGGCGGCAAUUGCGCGAGAUACGAACGAGACGAAGAUUGUGCUUGCGAUCAAUCUAGAUGGAGGAGAAUUUCCGACAGACACAGAUGCCAAACUCGUGAAUGGAGUGAAUGGCGGGGAUGGACAUGCGUCACAAGCUUCCAAAAGUCAAACAAUUGCCAUAAAUUCUGGCAUUGGAUUCUUGGAUCAUAUGCUCCAUGCAUUGGCGAAACAUGCUGGCUGGAGUCUGGCACUCAAUUGCAAGGGUGAUCUUCAUAUUGACGACCAUCACACUGCUGAAGAUGUAUGUUUAGCACUUGGUACAGCAUUCAAAGAUGCUCUGGGAGUGCCAGCUGGUCUUGCACGAUUCGGCUCUGCCUAUGCCCCUCUAGACGAAGCUCUUUCAAGAGCAGUUGUCGACCUCUCGAACCGACCCUUUAGCGUUAUUGAUCUUGGAUUGAAGAGAGAAAAGAUUGGAGAUUUGAGCUGUGAGAUGAUACCACAUUGUAUGCAGAGUUUUGCGCAAGCUGCCAGAGUCACAAUGCAUGUCGAUUGUUUGCGAGGGGAUAAUGAUCACCAUAGAGCUGAGAGUGCUUUUAAGGCAUUGGCGGUGGCUAUUCGACAGGCGACAAGUAGGGUUGCUGGAAGGGAAGGAGAGAUACCAAGUACGAAAGGAACAUUGAGUACAUGAAGAAAAGUAUGGUUGGACAUAGAACAAUAGAUUUGGCGGGGUCAAUUCGAGCUCUGACUUAUCCUUAGAAAGGGAAAAGUACGAAUCGUGCUCAGACAUUGGAUACCCAUAAUCCACACAAUCUGACUUCACACU